This is a messenger RNA of Anolis carolinensis (green anole), 372 nucleotides long. Its product is annotated as fumarylacetoacetate hydrolase domain-containing protein 2B-like. Gene Ontology annotation, molecular function: catalytic activity. Bases 1 to 372 code for a protein of 123 amino acids. The record is from RefSeq and is a predicted model, not a curated record. Lineage: Eukaryota; Metazoa; Chordata; Lepidosauria; Squamata; Anolidae. The transcript has 2 exons.
AUGAGUACUUUGGUGGAAGUGACCCUUCUGGCCCCUAUCACGAACUCCGAGAAAGUGAUUUAUGUUGGAUUCAACUACACGGACCACUGCCUCAAGCUGCAAGUCAAGAUCUCCAAGGAGCCCAUCAUUUUUAGCAAGUUUUCCAGCUCCAUCGUUGGACCCUACGACCCCAUCAUCCACCCGGCAGAGAGCAAGGAAGUCACCUGGGAAGUGGAGCUCGCCUUUGUCAUUGGCAAGAAAGGAAAACACAUCCAGGAGGCGAAUGUCAUGUCCCAUAUGGUUGGAUUCACCAUUGCCCAUGAUGUCAGCUCCAGGGACUGGCUGACAGAAAGAAAUGGCAACCAGUGGCUUUUGGAAAAAAUACUUGACUAG